AUGCGCACGGUGACAUGGAUCAAGAUGGCCGUAACUGGCGUCGUGUUCUGCGUGGGCGGACCAGCAUUGAUCUACUACGUUACCCCAAGCGAAGAGGAGCUCUUCUCCCGAUAUAACCCUGAGCUUCAGAAGCGUUCAUUAGAACGGCGAAAGGAGAAGCAAGAGGACUUUGACAACUUCGUUACGAAGCUCAAGGAGUACUCGAAGAGUGACAAGCCUGUCUGGACAGUUUGGGAGCAAGAAGCGGCAAAGCAGCGGCAACUGGGCAUUCAGCAGGAACUCGAUCGCAGGAAGCUCGCCGCCGCCGAGGCGGAAGCGACGAGACAGCAAAUGCAGAGCACGCUCAGAUAG
Baudoinia panamericana UAMH 10762 is the source of this 351-nucleotide messenger RNA. RefSeq lists its product as uncharacterized. The transcript is spliced from 4 exons. NCBI's taxonomy places the organism in Eukaryota, Fungi, Ascomycota, Dothideomycetes, Mycosphaerellales, Teratosphaeriaceae. Bases 1 to 351 code for a protein of 116 amino acids. Gene Ontology annotation, cellular component: mitochondrial membrane. The record is from RefSeq and is a predicted model, not a curated record. Gene Ontology annotation, biological process: mitochondrial respiratory chain complex III assembly.